AUUCUCAGUUUUAGACUGAAAAAAAUUAAACUUUGCUUGUUUCGGUCUCUUUAGUGCGAGAACGUUUGUUUUGAAGAUUAGACUCUAAAUUUGACGAAUCAAAGCCAUCUUAAACCUUAUCCAAGAUGAACCUGUUGCUCGCUAGAGCCUUCUUUCUUUGCCUCUUGCUUCCAGCCGUGUCGAGUUUAAACUGUUAUGUGUGCAGCUCAUCCAAAUCAUGGGAAGACUGCACGACAACAAGCCACAAGUGUCCAGCCGGGUAUGAUAGGUGCAGCAAGGUUUAUCUCAAGGCCGGUAGCAUCGAGUCUUUCAGAAAGUAUUGCGCUCCCAAGGCUGCCUGUACACCGAGUACCGACUUUACCUGCAAGCAUGCUAUUGAAUCAAGUUCUUUCGACUGCGACGUCACAUGUUGCGAAGGUGACCACUGUAACUCUGGCUCAGCUUUGUUCAUCAGCGUUAUCCUCUUUCUGACAUGCGGAUUGGCGUCCCUGUGGAUUGUUGUCAAAGAUUGACAUUCAGUUGUGUUGUAACAUGAGGAAAUCUAUAUGCAGCUCCUUUAAUUUAGGGAGAGAUGAAAGAUGGUAGCGUCUCUUGACAGUUUCGAUACAUUUAGUUAAGCAGGAGCCUGCUUUCAAAAUAAAAUGUUUAUGUUUUCUAUGAA
This is a messenger RNA of Stylophora pistillata, 661 nucleotides long. RefSeq lists its product as uncharacterized. NCBI's taxonomy places the organism in Eukaryota, Metazoa, Cnidaria, Anthozoa, Scleractinia, Pocilloporidae. The record is from RefSeq and is a predicted model, not a curated record.